GUUCUUACAAAGCACAGUGGAGAAACGCAUAAAAUAAACAAACACUUUCUAGGAUAUUGUGCAAUAAUGCACAAAUAAGAAAAAUAAAGAAAUCAUGGUGUUAUAUCGGGCCAGUGAAUCUCACUUUACUUCAUUAAUGUCAGAACUGAACCAGUUACGACAAGAGAAGACUUUCUGUGAUGUCACAUUAAAAGUUGGAUCAAAUGAAAUACAUGCACAUAGAUCAGUGUUGGCAGCAGGUUGUCAGUACUUUAAGUCAUUGUUUCUCGGUCACUUUAGUGAAGCAAAUAUGAAAGAGAUUAAUCUCUCGGAAGUAACUGAAAAUGUGGAAGCUUUAGAAAUUAUUAUGAACUUUAUUUACUCGGGAGAAGUUGAAAUUAAUAUGGAAAAUUUGGAAGUUAUUGUUAAACUGUCAUCCUUCUUUCUUUUAGAAACCCUGCGAAAUUUUUCUGCUGCUUAUAUGAAGGAUGCACUUUGUCUAAAAACAUGUGUAAAGUUCUAUCUUUAUUCAGCAGAACAUGGAAUAGCAGAUAUCGAGUUUGAUGCAGAACUGAUGAUGAAAGCAAGGUUUCAUGAUGUGUUGAUCUUUGAAGAUUCAACUCUGAAUCUUUCAGCAGAUGAAAUGGCUUGUCUUAUAGAGAAGGAUGUGUUUCAACAUUGCUCUGCUGUCAAUGUUGUACAGUUUGUGACAAAAUGGGUAAACAGAGGAAAAACUGAAAAACACGUGUCCAUUGGUCUUGAGUUACUGGAUUCUUUAAACAGAAUAGAAGAAAGAAUGGAAUGUUCAGCACUGAGUGAAGUGUGUCUAGAAGCACUGUUUGAAAAGCUUGUUGUGACAUUAGAGACAUGUGAUAUUGUCAACAAAGAAGAUUUUAUUGCCAGACUAAAAACUGCUAUAGAUGAAGUACUUAUGGUGAAAUUACCAGAUACAUGUACAGACUCUGAUGGUAUUGAGAGUGAGGUUGCAUCAUGUAGUACAAAUAAACUAGUCGGCAAAGGAAAGAAAAAACCUCCAGCCACAGAAUUAGCGGUAAUAACAUUAUCACCAAAAUUAUGUUUGAUAGAGGACUAUAAAAAAGCAAGGUUAGGAGGUCUCAUUCAUCAUGUUCAAGAACCUUUUAAUGAUGCUGUAUUUGAUGUGUGUGCAUAUAUACCAAGGACACGAAGCUGGUACCGUGUCUGUGAGUUUCAUGAGCAAGGUGGAAUGCCAGAGUAUCUUAUUGAUGGAUCAGGAUAUGAAAGUCGUUUAGUUGUUAUGAAUGAUGAUAUUGCUUUUGUUGACAACAGAGGCGAUUACAUUGAUUUGUAUAAAGUGAAAGAACACACAUGGCAUGCCCCUGAUAUACAGUACUCGGAUACAAAUAUCAGCCCCGAGUUAGAAAAUGGUCCCUUUCAGGCAAAUGAUGUGUGUUUUGUGACUGGGAACAGAAAUGAAAGGUACAUGGUUGUUAGAAUGAGGCUGUUUACAGACAAUUCAUUUGAUCAGGUGACAGAUAUGUAUUUCCGUUGCUAUAUUAUGGGUAAUGAUGGAGAGUCUUGGGAUUGCAUUUUUGUGACCCCAACCAGAAUACGGACCAAUUUGUCAGACAAUGGUGGAAUGCCUGAAAUGAAUGCACAUAUCAGUAAAACUAGUAAUGAAAUGUUAGUAACUCAUAGCACUUUAGAUGGGGGCUGGAACAUUGUUUUUAUUGCCAAUUUGAAUAACUUAUUUCCUGUGCCAGUCAUGUUGAAAUCCGAAUUUAUUGAAGACCAAGAUGUAUUCAGGGGAAGUGCUAUUAUAGAAAAGAGUGAUAGUCUCCUCAUUGUGUCAAAUGGAACAAAAAAUUGUGGACAUGAGGUGAAGAUACUUUAUGAAUAUAAGUUUAACUCUGAGGUAUUGACUGAUGUGAACUUACCGGGGAAGGUUAUCACUACAAUAACAAAACCAUAUGUUUAUGAUGAUGAGGAAUCAGAGUAUCCCUGCCUGUGUGAAUUCACUGCCACAGAUGGUCAGUCACUCUGGUACAUUGAGGGAAACCUGGACAAUGUUAGUGCUUUCACAGAAGUUCAGUUGGACAACAACCAGAAUCUCAUUACACUGAAACAUACCCCGCCCCCUUUUGCUUGUAUAACCAGAGCAUUUGCUGGUCAAGUCAGUGCUGAGAUAUUAUCCUGUAUCAAACCAAUCUCUCACUUUCUAGUCAAAGAAAAAAGUAAACCACUGUAAUCUGUUCAUAGCUAACAGUGAAUACAAUAAAACCGUAGAGACUGUUGGUAUAAAUUCAUAAAUUGUGUGCUUCCUGAAUUUCAUGUUUAUCAUGACAGAUUGUUACAAAACCAAGACCUAAUGUAACUGAUAUUUUAUAUAAGUUUUAAUGUUAUCAAGUAAAUAGUUGAACCAAGAUGUAAUAUAGUGUUAAGUUAUUAGUUGUAUCAAGAGUCCAAAUGUUAUCAAGUAAAUAGUUGACCACAGAUGUUAUAUAGUGUUAACAAUAUGUUAUCUAAUUAAAAGUUGAACCAAGGUGUUAUAAAGUGUAAACAGUUGUACCAAGACAUCUUAUUUGGUCAUAUGUUAUCAAGUUAAUAUUUGAACCAAGAUGUUAUACAGUGUUAACAGUUGUACCAAGGUAUCUAAUAGUCCAAAUGUUAUCUAGUUAAUUGUUGAACAGUGUUAACAGUUGUACCAAAUGUUUUCUUAUAGGUCCAAAUGUUAUCUAAUUAAUAGUUGAACCAAGAUGUUAUACAGUGUUAACAGUUGUACCAAAUGUUAUCUUAUAGGGCCAAAUGUUAUCAAGUUAAUAAUUGAACCAAGAUGAUCAAGAUGUUACAAAACCAUGACCUAAUGUAACUGAUAUUUUACAAGUUCAAAUGUUAUCAAGUAAAUAGUUGAACCAAGAUGUUAUGUAGUGUUAACAGUUGUACCAAGAUAUCUUAUAGGUCCAAAUGUUAUCUAGUUAAUAGUUGAACCAAGAUGUUAUACAGUGUUAACAGUUGUACCAAGAUAUCUUAUAGGUCCAAAUGUUAUCAAGUUAAUAGUUGAACCAAGAUGUUAUACAGUGUUAACAGUUGUACCAAGAUAUCU
This is a messenger RNA of Ruditapes philippinarum (Manila clam), 3061 nucleotides long. RefSeq lists its product as uncharacterized. The transcript has 2 exons. Gene Ontology annotation, molecular function: protein binding. NCBI's taxonomy places the organism in Eukaryota, Metazoa, Mollusca, Bivalvia, Venerida, Veneridae. Bases 95 to 2206 code for a protein of 703 amino acids. The record is from RefSeq and is a predicted model, not a curated record.